AUGGUAAUCUUGAAACUGUACGAGCUCUCAGGAAAAGUCGAAUCACCUACCUUGAAAAGUCGAUGCAACUGUCUGCAAGACGAGCUCAUUGAUUCCUCUUCGUUCAGGUUAGAACUCGAAAAGUGGGAAAUCCACACACACACACACACACAAGUUUAUGAAAAGAAAGAAAAAAAAAGAGGCCGGCUUACAACAAAGAUUAAUCCAAAUAUGUAUGCUGUACGCACUUGUGGCCCACGAUCUAGGCCUCAUUCCCCCUCUAACAAAUUAACUACAGGAUCAUAA
This is a messenger RNA of Morchella sextelata, 285 nucleotides long. RefSeq lists its product as uncharacterized. Lineage: Eukaryota; Fungi; Ascomycota; Pezizomycetes; Pezizales; Morchellaceae. The record is from RefSeq and is a predicted model, not a curated record. The transcript has 7 exons. The coding region runs from base 1 to 285 and encodes 94 amino acids.